Messenger RNA from Zea mays, 1105 nucleotides. RefSeq names its product expansin-A19. Bases 105 to 869 code for a protein of 254 amino acids. Gene Ontology annotation, biological process: plant-type cell wall organization. Gene Ontology annotation, cellular component: extracellular region. The record is from RefSeq and is a predicted model, not a curated record. Lineage: Eukaryota; Viridiplantae; Streptophyta; Magnoliopsida; Poales; Poaceae. The transcript is spliced from 2 exons.
CACCUCUCCAAGCUCCAAACUUGUCUGCUAGAUACUACACACUCUCUAGCUAGCACGUAGCAGCAUCGAUCGCCGGCUGGCUGUUUGCCCGGCCGCAAGCUAAGAUGGGGAAACGCUUCCUCCACCAGCUGCUCGUCGUCGUCCUGGCACUCUUUGUCUCGCCGGCGAGAUCGGACGACUGGCUUCCUGCCACCGCCACGUUCUACGGCGGCGCUGACGGCUCCGACACAAUGGGUGGCGCGUGCGGGUACGGCGACCUAUACGAGCAGGGCUACGGCGUGAACAACGCGGCGCUGAGCACGGCGCUCUUCAACGAUGGCGCGUCCUGCGGGCAGUGCUACGUGAUCAGGUGCGACAGCAGCAAGACCGGGUGGUGCAAGCCCGGUACCAGCAACUUCAUCGUCGUCUCCGCCACCAACUUCUGCCCGCCUAACUGGGAGCUCCCCAACGGCGGGUGGUGCGGCCCGCCCCGCCCCCACUUCGAUAUGUCCCAGCCCGCCUGGGAGAACAUCGGCAUCUACAACGCCGGCAUCAUCCCCGUCCUCUACCAGCGUGUCAAGUGCUGGCGGAGCGGCGGCGUGCGCUUCACCAUCGCCGGUUUCGACCACUUCUACAUGGUGCUCAUCACCAACGUCGCCGGCAGCGGCUCCAUCCAGAGUAUGGCCGUGAAGGGCGCCAACACGGACUGGAUCCCCAUGUAUAGGAACUGGGGUGCCAACUGGCACUGCCUCGCUGGCGGGCUCGUCGACCAGGGUCUCAGCUUCGCGCUCGUCUCCACCGGUGGGCAGAACAUCGUCUUCCAGAACGUCGUGCCGGCGUGGUGGCAGUUCGGCCAAACUUUCACCACCUACCAGAACUUCGACUACUAAACUUCAUGCAUGCCUUUCUUCCUUCCACGACAAUAUAUAUAUCUAAAGCCCAAUAGAUCCUUCUUCAUUCAUUCUUCUUCAGAAAGAGAUAUUACACCCCCAUGUUGUCUUCAUUUCAUUUCAGUUGUAGUGUGGAAAUUAUUUUGUUAUUGUUAUCAUAUUCAACCGCAAACUGAUGAUUGUAAAUUCAAGGAGUAUUCAGUUGUGUUAUAGAUUGAGAGGGUUCCAACUUCCAA